GAUCGCGACUCGAUUCCGGCUGCGAACUCGGCGCGUUGCACUUGCAUUGCUGCCGGUAUUCCUUUUUGCGCCCGCGGCAUUUAUCUGCACUUCGGCGUCUCACCUGACCUCAGGUAUCGCGUCUCCUGUCACGGUCACGGUAGCUCUCGCCUCGCAUACGGAGCGCCUCCCUUCAUUCGAGCUUCCAAGCCUUACCCGGCCAGUCGCCGUGUACAUCACCGGCCGAGCUCCGACUUGCAGCGGCGACCCGUAUCCUGAACCUGCGCUUCUAGUACUUGUUCCGCCUCCCACAAUACCGUCAAAAUGUCGACGCAGAAUAGUAUUUACUCGAGCGGGCAGUUCAUGAACCCCGGCCCCGCGCCGCGGCCCCCUACGGACAAGCCCCGCCUGGGUCUCAUGCCCAACGUGAACCUCACGAACAGCAUGUCGAACAUGAGCAUCUCCUCUCCAGUAUCAAGCACCUACAGCGGGUCUACCAUAGCCCUCCCAAUUUCGAGGCAAGGAUCCAACAAUUUGGAUGGUUCCGGAGGAGUCGCCAUCGUCAAGCAAGGCUAUGUCGGUCUCCCGAGCAAGAAUCCGUUUCAACAAUGGAAGAGCCGAUACCUUAUCCUACGCCAGGACAACCUGGACUUCCACAAGAACGAGAACGGCAAGUGGCUGUACAAGAUCCAGCUUUCGGACGUGGUUAGCGUCGACCGGGUACCUGACGACAAUGGUGACCCCGUCUUUGAGCUCAGGAGGAACGUGACCAAUGCGUACCCUGGCCCUCCCGGAGAUGACGACGGCAACGGCGUGCGAUCUCUGCGCAUUUGCGUCAAGACCGACGAUGAGCUAUACGAGUGGAUUGACUGUAUCUACGCCCGCUGCCCAGGCGGUGUCAGCAAUCCCUCCAACUUCUCGCACGCCGUGCAUGUCGGCUUCAACCCUCAGACGGGACAGUUCACUGGGCUGCCGGAGGAGUGGACCAGGCUGCUCAAUUCGUCCGCCAUCACCAAGGAAGACGUGGAGAAGAAUCCCCAGGCCGUCUUUGAAGUUUUGGAUUUCUAUUCCGACAUGACGAAGCGCGCCGAGAAUCCCGAUCAUUACGGCAAUGCUCCCAUGCCCAUCGCGUCUCCAAACUCCAUGCAGAGCGACCAGUAUGGCUAUCCGAGCGGCAACUCGGUCGCGCCGCCGCGGCAGCCGAAACCUAUACAGCGCAGCCCGGCAUCUUACUCGACAACGCCCUCGCCCCAGCCCGUCACUACUCCAUCGCCUAGGCCGGCAGAUUACCAAAAGCAGCAGCUGCAAGGGGUGUCGCCCAACUACAUCUCGGCCGACCGGAUGCGGGAAGAGCAGCGUGCGCGGGAACUCGAGAAGCAGCGUGCAGAGAGAGAGGAGCAGGCUCGCCGGGAGCUCGAGGCGUACAACGCGUCGCUUCCCAAGACGAAAGUCCCUCUUGCCCAGCAAGAGAUUGGUGGCGGCUUUUCGAGUCCUUCGCCCCAACCCGACCGGUACAACCCGACACGAGCCGCGCCCAAGGCGCCCCAAGGCCAGUCGCUCAGGGCACAAAGACCUGCGCCAGCUCCUCCGAGCAACUCUUCCGCUCAAUCCCGACCUCCUCUUUCGCAGCAGCAAUCCAGCUCUACCUCGGCCCGUGACCCCGCAGCUCAAGCGCAGAGGACGCCUCGACCGGACCAGAACAACGGUCCUCCAGCGGCUGCCCGUUAUCCCAACGGAGCGCAGGCAAGGGGUCCCAACGGCCAACCUCAGGCGCAGCAGCCGUCGCGCAUGCCGGCGCCCGUGAAGCCCCUGAAUGUUUCGAAGCCCGCGCCCAGCUCGGCCAACUCGGAUGCCGUCAAGGCUGCUGAGGCUGCCCUGACUGCUAAGCCUCCUCCUUCGGAGCGCAAGCAGGACGUGCGCAUGUCGACCAUGUCGGAGAACGAGGUGAUGGCGAAGCUGAGGGAGGUCGUGUCCAGGGACGACCCCAACAGGCUAUAUGCUAAGCAAAAGAAGAUCGGCCAAGGCGCGUCCGGCUCCGUGUACGUGGCCAAGGUCAUGGGCCAAAGACCCGGCGUCCCGGUGAACCCAAAGACUCGCAGCACCAGCGAUCGUGUCGCCAUCAAGCAGAUGGACCUUGCUCACCAACCCCGCAAGGAGCUGAUUGUUAAUGAGAUUCUGGUCAUGCGGGAGAACAAGCACCCCAACAUCGUCAACUUCCUCGACGCCUUCCUUAUGGACAACGACAAGGAGCUCUGGGUCGUCAUGGAAUACAUGGAAGGUGGUGCCCUGACGGAUGUUAUCGAGAACAACCCCGUCAUCACGGAGGAGCAAAUCUCGACCAUCUGCCUUGAGACCUGCCAAGGCCUCGAGCAUCUGCACUCGCAGAACAUCAUCCACCGUGACAUCAAGAGCGACAACGUCCUCCUGGACGCCCGCGGAAACGUCAAGAUUACCGACUUUGGCUUCUGUGCCAAGCUGACCGAGAGCAAAUCGAAGCGGGCUACCAUGGUCGGCACCCCCUACUGGAUGGCGCCCGAGGUGGUGAAGCAGAAGGAGUACGGGCCCAAGGUCGACAUCUGGUCGCUCGGAAUCAUGGCCAUCGAGAUGAUCGAGUCGGAGCCGCCCUAUCUCAACGAAGAGCCCCUCAAGGCGCUGUAUCUCAUCGCCACUAACGGCACGCCGCGGCUCAAGAAGCCCGAGAAGCUGAGCAAGGAGCUGAAGGCCUUCCUGUCGGUCUGCUUGUGCGUCGACGUCAAGAGCCGCGCCUCGGCACAGGAGCUGCUCAAUCACGAAUUCUUGAAGCACGGGUGCCCGCUGGCGAGCCUGGCGGAUCUGUUGGCUUUCAAGAGGGUCGCCAAAUAGAGCGAGCGCAUCAGUGUCAGGGUGGGGAACGGUCGGGUGGGGAAGGGAUAGCCGAGGCAAUGAUGUGAUGAUCUGAAGCGUGGCAUUUGGUUUGAAUCGAUAACCGUAUAGCAAGGCAGGCAAGCCGCCCCGGGGG
Messenger RNA from Thermothelomyces thermophilus ATCC 42464, 2977 nucleotides. RefSeq lists its product as uncharacterized. The record is from RefSeq and is a predicted model, not a curated record. Gene Ontology annotation, molecular function: ATP binding; protein serine/threonine kinase activity. The transcript is spliced from 5 exons. Gene Ontology annotation, cellular component: cytoplasm. Bases 304 to 2841 code for a protein of 845 amino acids. Lineage: Eukaryota; Fungi; Ascomycota; Sordariomycetes; Sordariales; Chaetomiaceae. Gene Ontology annotation, biological process: protein phosphorylation; intracellular signal transduction; regulation of MAPK cascade.